AUGGCCUCUAAUAAAACUACAUUGCAAAAAGUGGGAAAGAAACAGAAAGGAAAGAGUAAAGUAGAAGAGGCAGAGCCGGAAGAAUUUGUGGUGGAGAAAGUAGUAAAUGGGAAAAUGGAAUAUUUCCUGAAGUGGAAGGGAUUUACAGAUGUUGACAAUACUUGGGAGCUUGAAGAAAAUUUAGAUUGUCCAGAGUUAAUGGAAGCAUUUCCUAAUUCUCAAAAAGCUGGUAAAGAAAAAGACGGUACAAAAAAAGACUCUUUAUCCGACAGUGAAUCUGAUGAUGGCAAAUCCAAGAAGAAAAGAGAUGCUGCUGAUAAACCAACAGACUUUGCCAGAGGUCUUGAUCCUGAACAAAUAAUUGGUGCUGCAGACAGCAGUGGAGAAUUCACAUUUCUCAUGAAAUGGAAAAAUUCAGAAGAGGCAGAGUCGGCGUUGGCAAAGGAGGCAAAUGUGAAGCCCACCCAGGCACCCCAAAUUGUAAUUCUUUUUUAUGAAGAGAGAUUAACUUGUCAUUCUUGUCUGGAAGAUGAAGCUCAAUGA
Prionailurus viverrinus (fishing cat) is the source of this 543-nucleotide messenger RNA. RefSeq names its product chromobox protein homolog 3-like. The record is from RefSeq and is a predicted model, not a curated record. Gene Ontology annotation, biological process: negative regulation of transcription by RNA polymerase II; chromatin organization. Bases 1 to 543 code for a protein of 180 amino acids. NCBI's taxonomy places the organism in Eukaryota, Metazoa, Chordata, Mammalia, Carnivora, Felidae. Gene Ontology annotation, molecular function: chromatin binding. Gene Ontology annotation, cellular component: nucleus; pericentric heterochromatin. The transcript has 2 exons.